Messenger RNA from Astrephomene gubernaculifera, 1494 nucleotides. NCBI's taxonomy places the organism in Eukaryota, Viridiplantae, Chlorophyta, Chlorophyceae, Chlamydomonadales, Astrephomenaceae. The record is from the annotation of a GenBank genome assembly.
CACGACCGAAAAACCUCUUUACGCACAACACUCAUCUGCAACUAGGUGCUCGCGCACACGCGAUAUCCCCUACAACGUGUCUUCACUGGCCCUCUCCUUCCUUGCUUUGAACCGCACACCCUCUGCACCUGUUGUUAACUAACAAAUGGCAAAGUUGAUCUUCCUAAACGCCUGUGAUGGUAAUCAACACGCCGGCGUUAACGGCCGCGAAGCGCGGGAGACUCUACCCAACACGUCACCACCCACAGCGCUUUCUGGCCCUUUGGAGCAGAUGUUUAGUUCUCCAUAUUAUGAGGCGGAUGCAACUCCUAUUGCUCCACACGAGGUCUCCUCUGAGGAUGUCGAUUUGGCAAGGGCCUGCAAUUCGUUUGCAGCUUCGUUCCGCGCUUCUGAGGAUGCGCUCUUCACAGACGCGGAAACGGGCGUGUGCCACGAAAGCCUAGGCUUUAGCGACAUGCCUAUGGUGCAGCAACAGCUACCAUGCAUCAGCCUCCCUUGCGGUGCCUCCGACCAGCCCAUUUCAUUAUUGCGCAACCCUUCGGGCGAGUGCGCUGAAAACAGCGAUGACAACUUCAAGGGCUUUGUAGCAAGCAAAGCAACUGAGGAGCGGCAGCUUUUUGCAGCCUGGGUUGCUGCUCCCGCUGUGGUGGAGAGGCUUCCUGUGGUAGAGUCGCCCUCAACGGCAGUCGAGGCAGCUCCAGCCAGCUCCAGCGCCGGACUAGAGCACCGCGGGGAACGCGACGAAGGCGGAGUUGCCCCCGAGGAGAUGGAGGAAAGCGACAGCCGCGCUUCUGAGCCAAGCGCGAGAAAAGAGAACACUCAGCGCACCGGCGGUGGUAAGGCGCGCAAAGCCAAGACGUCCAGGAACGAUUUCUGCCGCGAGUGCGGGGCGACGAGUACCCCCCAGUGGCGCGAAGGCCCCGAGGGUCCCCGCACGCUCUGCAACCGCUGCGGUGUACGCUACAAGAAGUCCCUCAAGAGCGAGCAGCAGCGCAGCCGCCAGGCGCAUGCGGCCGCGGAGUUCACCAAGCGGCAGCGAGUGCACUGAAGCAAGUGCAUCGAGCCGUGCGGUUAGCUGUCAGUUGUCUUGCUGCUAGGCCUGCCGUACGGCAAUGCCGCGGAUACGCAGCGUGGCACGAUGUUUAGCGCCAUGCGUGGUCUGCGGGUUGCAUGUCAAGGACUGGGAUUGCAGAUUCUCGCCGCGGCCCGUUGUAGGUCGCACAUGCGCGCUGUGUGCGCUGCUGCGAGGCCAUCUCUGGUGCAGCCGGGUUGAACCCUGGGACUGGUGUGUGUGUAUUUGCUUCUGGGUUCUAACUUUCCGAACAGCGGUUUACAGACGCUACUUUGCCAGGGUCGAGCCAGGGGCCCUUAACACGGCCUGCUCUUGAUGUAGGGUUGUGCAAGAGGUUCGUAAGGUUGCUGUAUUAGGCGUUGGUUAAGGUCGUAGGAGUCUCGUUAGCUGCAUGAGCUAUACAGUUUGUCGUUGAUUACAGU